AUGUGGCGUGUGCUUUUCUUAUGUGCCUUCGUGGGUUCCACCGUGGGGCAGUCCUGGGUAACGAAUAUAACUGAUAAUCUUCGAGAUGGGCUUUCGAGGGUGUUGGAGUCAUCCGUGGUCAACUAUACGACACCUGUGAUCAACGUUACUUAUGUGGCUAGGGUGGAAUUCGACAUGCGCGCGAUGGGACAUCUCUAUAACUCCAGCCACACUAUUAUUGACCUGAUCGCAAACAAAGAGGCAUACCCUGAAGGUAUAGUGUCGGUGUCGGAUGGUCAUAUAGAAAUAGAGCCACUACAGGAGAAUUGGAAACCGCUGCUGGUGCACUAUGCUGGCCCCGUUUCUGUGGUUAUCAUCGUUGGAUUGUUGGUUGCUAUUCUUCCGCUUACGGGGCUUUUUUGGUGCUGUUGUCAAUGGUGCAAGUCGGGUCGGCGCAGGAGACCAUUCGAUCGGAAAUACGACGCUUGCCUCAAGGGGAUACUCGCUAUUGUUCUCAUCGCUCUUCUUACACUAUUCUUGUUCGGUGUAGUGAGUGCCUUCGCGACGGAUUCUCAAAUAGAUACUGGCUCCGGGAACAUAGUGAAAACCGUUCAAGCGAGCACUCGCGAUCUUAGAGAGUUCUUAAACGCGACGCAGGCGCAUUCUAGGCAUCUCCUAGUCACCAAUUAUGAAGAACUAGAGGCUGAACUUAAUGAAAUGCUCACUAGUAGCGGCCAAACAGUGCUAAAGGUUUUGGACGAUUUUACAAGUGCUACGUCUGUGCAAAAGUUGAACGGUAUGGUUCAGCAAUUGGAUAGGGUGCCGGACGAUUUACGAACUGUGCAGAAGUCAACCGCAGCGCUGAGAACUAAGGCGGAAGAACUUGACGCUGGUUUACGUCGAGUCAAAGCGCUUUUGCAUCGAACGCUCGUCGCCUGUCAAGAGAAGGAAUGCAUCAAAUUGCAAGAGAAAUACCGCCUGGGACAGCUGGGGACAGAGAUACAGUACAAUAUGAUACCGGACGUAACAGAUCUGUUGGGGAAUGUCAGCGCUCUGCUGGAGAGUAACAUCAAGGAAGAAGUCGCUGCUGGUCUCGAGGUGUUCAGUGGAAUCAAACAGACGGUAGACCAACAUAUCCCGCGGGUGCAAGAAGCGAUCACUGACACCGGACGUCGCCUAGCAACCGUCGCUGAUGAAAUAACUUACAGAUCGGGUAACUUGAGUGAAAAACUAGCCCACGUAAAUGUCGAGUCUGGCGACAUAGAGCGGAACUGGACUUAUCGCAAGUACAUUUCGAAGGCUGCCGCCGCCGUGCUGCUUAUUAUAGUGCUAGUUAUGUCAUGGGGACUGCUCUGUGGAGUUUGCGGCAAGCGACCAGACGUGUACGGCGCUAGUGACUGCUGUAAUAAAGGCACUGGUUCGUCUUGUCUGCUUUGUGGAAUUGCAAUUACAUUGUUCCUCGGUGGAUUUGUCGCUAUAACGAUUCUCCUGUACUUCGUGCUGAGUGUUGCAGCGCAGAGAUUUGUGUGUGAUCCUCUUACUGAGCCCCGAGACAGCCGUAUAUUUGCCGACGUGGAGAAGUUCGUGGACUUGGAAUACUAUAUGUUCAAUGAGCGGCGCGAUCCAAACUUCAACAUCACAGCGGUUAUGGUCGACUGCCAUCUCAAUAAGACUGUGUAUGAGGCGUUCCACAUGAACCGUCUCUAUGACCUGGAAGCGGUUAAGCAGUCCGUGGAAGAGGAACUCGGCCGUCGCGUGUCUUCACUUCGCACUGACUAUCCUCCUCGUGGUCGUCCACUGCGCAUUCUCAAGCCAGCCGCACGUGCCAAACUAGAUCAACUUGCGAAUACCGGCCUUUCCGAUUUCAACUUCGAUAAGAUACUCGAGGCAUUAGAGACGAACAUCACAUCCCUGCCGCUAGAGGCGUUGUCGUCGCAACUUCAGUCCACCGCGCGUUCAUUGACUGGUCGCGCUGGGUAUGUGGAAGUGGCCCAAAGUCUCCGUCAUGCUGCGGAACAGCUAGAUCAACUGCAGAGGGAUGUCGUAGUGCCCAUGAUUAUGCACACGGCACAGCUUAACACUACAGCAACUGAACUACGAGAUGUGCUCCGUUUCAAUCAAUCAUCGUUAAAAGAGGCCAUACAGUAUCGAAUCAGAGAUACGACAGAAGUCGAGUUGUUCCUAAAUACACAGGGGCCCGAUUUGGUUCAAAAUCUGACUCGCGAAUUUGCUGAAGUCGUCGGUGAGCGGUUACAGGAAUAUCUCUCGUUGGUCGUGGUUGCUGCGCGCACGCAAGUUGGUCACUGUGAACCCGUAUCCAAUGCGUUCAAUGCCACGCGCGAUGCAGCCUGCCGUGCCGUUCUUAUGCCUGCAAAUGGUUACUGGAUUUCCUUGGUAUGGUGCGUGUUUCUGUUCGUGCCGCUGCUUGUCGUUGCGCAGCGGUUGUCCCGUCUCUACCGACAUCCCGACCCUUAUCCAGGACCACUUGUUGAGGCCGAAUAUUUGUAUGACGCGUACGCGGACCGCGAUAACGUACCCCUUGCCAAUGGAUCGAAGCGUAGCACGCUGGACAUCGAGGGCAAGAUCGCUGAAUGGCGUGGCAGGAACCGCGCGGCCGGUGACGGUGACGGACCUCUGGUAGACAGCGAAACUGGAGACGCGUCUCCACAAUCGAGAACUCAGCUCGUAGUUGGAGGAAGGGGAGAGGUCGUCUGCGCUCUAUUACCACCGCCGGCGGCGCUCAUUGACGACCUCAAAACGCGUCUGGAUGCCAAAGACGAAGACAAUGAGUCGGGCAUUCACGAAUCGGAAUAA
Messenger RNA from Leptosia nina, 2793 nucleotides. Lineage: Eukaryota; Metazoa; Arthropoda; Insecta; Lepidoptera; Pieridae. The record is from the annotation of a GenBank genome assembly.